UUUCUCAAAGCGAGCGCCGCCGUUGCCGCUGGCUUUCUGCACGGGUUCCGUACGCAUGUGAGUCUGCGAUUGAUGCCCCAACUGCGAAGCCUGCAAAAGCGAAAGGCCCUGUCCAGUAACGACACGCUGUUCUGGCGGAUCGUAUGAAAUGCCCAUUUUCUUUGUGCUUUUGUUGACUGAUCAAGUUUACGUUGCUUGUCGACAGGCGUGCCACUCAAUCUGCGUUGCCGAUCCGAAUCGGCUUCCUUCGCAGUUUCACAAAAGUUCAGCGAAACAGAAGUAUUUGGUCUUUACGACCAGGGUUAAGUGGCUUUCGUGGGACCGCAUAUCCUAGCUGACUCGCAGCUAUAAUCUAAUCGGUCGAAAGUUUGCGCACAGCCGUGCGCCUAUCUGCUGACAACGGCUAAGCUUUCGGACCAAGCAAUAUACAGUCUUGAACAGCCGCUACGGACAUUCUUAGAAACGGCUGGUGGCCUGACCCUGCCUCCCUCUCAGGGUCGGUAGCAGUGGUGGAAGAUGGCUGACAACAUGGAUGACAAACCACCGGCACCCCCUGUUCGGCUUACCAGUGCCAGCACGGUGCGAGGCGCUAGCGUGACACCCGUUCGGGACUCCUCCUCGGUGCCAGUAGACAUGAGGCCGCUACCCAAGGAGCCUGAACUUGAGAAGAAGGGCAAGCUGAAGCCUUCCAAGGGCACCAAGAAAGAGCGCAAGGAACUGGAGAAGCCGAUCAUCUCUCCACCAACCAACUUUGAGCACACAGUGCACGUGGGGUUUGACGCCGUGACAGGCGAGUUCACAGGCAUGCCGGACUCGUGGGCGCGGCUGCUGCAGAACUCCAACAUCACCAAACUGGAGCAGAAGAAGAACCCACAGGCCGUGCUGGACGUGCUCAACUGGUAUGAUGCCUCCACCAAGGACAAGGGGGCCUCCAAGUACAUGACCAUGAACCGGACACUCGCCGAGCUUGUAGAGCUGUGGCAGAUCUCACAUCCCUCUCCCCGGCCGAGCUACUUGGGAGACAAGUAUGCUGUCGCGACGACGGUGAUCGGUUCAUCCACCUCGGAGGACAGCAUAUCUGAGCCAGAGAAUGCGCCCAAGUUUCUGUCACCCCAUGAGCCCAGGAGAAAUGUCUCUGAGAAAAUCGUCUACAAGUCCCAGCAGGAACCCUCAUCUCCCGAGGAAGAAGAUGACGAGCCAGGCCCGCCGCCUCCAAUCGCCACACGGCCAGACAAGACCAAAUCCAUCUACACAAAGCCCAUUGAGGAGGAGAACAAGAACGGGGCGGCAUUUGGCUACGACGUACGCGACAUUGCCAACAACAACAGCACGGCUGCUGCGCCAGGUGCGGUGACCCGACCGCGCAAGAAGAAGAUGACCGACGAAGAGAUCAUGGAGAAGCUGCGCAGCAUCGUGUCCGUCGGCGACCCCAACCGCAAAUACACCAAGAUGGAGAAAAUCGGGCAGGGCGCCUCGGGCACGGUGUUCACGGCAAUCGAGACGUCGACCGGUGCGGAAGUGGCCAUCAAGCAGAUGAACCUUUCGCAGCAGCCAAAGAAGGAGCUCAUCAUCAACGAGAUCCUGGUGAUGCGCGAGAACAAGCACCCCAACGUUGUAAACUACCUGGACAGCUACCUAGUGGGCGACGGUGAACUCUGGGUCGUCAUGGAGUACCUGGCGGGGGGAUCGCUGACGGAUGUCGUCACCGAGACGUGCAUGGACGAGGGCCAGAUUGCGGCCGUCUGCCGCGAGGUGCUGCAAGCGCUCGACUUUCUGCACCGAAACCACGUCAUCCACCGCGACAUCAAGAGCGACAACAUCCUGCUCGGCAUGGACGGCAGCGUGAAACUGACGGACUUUGGGUUCUGCGCACAGAUCUCGCCAGAGCAGAGUAAACGCACGACGAUGGUGGGCACGCCGUACUGGAUGGCUCCCGAAGUGGUAACGCGCAAACAGUAUGGCCCCAAGGUGGACGUCUGGUCACUGGGCGUCAUGGCCAUCGAGAUGGUUGAAGGGGAGCCUCCCUAUCUCAACGAAAACCCCCUGCGUGCCCUGUACCUCAUCGCCACCAAUGGCAAGCCCGAGAUCAAGGAGCGCGAGAAGCUCAGCGCGGUCUUCCAGGACAUGCUUGAUCGCUGCCUCGAGGUUGAUGUCGAUCGACGAUACUCAGCUGCUGAGCUGCUCAAGCACCCAUUUCUGAAGCUAGCACGGCCACUCACCAGCCUGCAUCCGCUCAUUGUUGCCGCCAAGGAGGCAGCCAAGAGCCACUGAGGGCCAAGCACCGUAGACGCCACAAGGCAGGCUCACCCGCUGUUCCGAUUGUACCUUCGGCUGCACAGCUGAGCCAGUUCGAGACAGCAUUUUGGCCUUGCUUAAGAAGGCCACGCACCUCCUGCUUUGACCACAGUAGGCGGGCGCGGCAUUGGACCUGCUCUCGUCACAUGGAAUUUCGUGGUUCCGGCCGUGUGUUGGAUUGCUCUGAGAACAGUGAUCCGGCCAAUCAUUUCACCCCGGUGGAUGCAUCUGGUCGGUGCUUGAGUCGCUUUUUCAGUGAAGCUUCACCAACAGUGAUAAAACUGGUGUGUGUGCGUCGGGACCGAAAUGCAGCUGCCUGCAUGCAGCCUGAUGUGGUGAUGGUGAAUUUUUUUUCUGGUGUCGGGGGAAAAGUGUUCUACUGUGACCUGCCACCAUUGUGAGGAAGACUAGCACAAAAUGCCACUAUCAACGUACACCCUGCAGAUGCCUUCUUGAGGUUUCUUCUUUUUUUCUGUGUGGAGCUGCCUGUGUGUACUGAUAGAACUUAUGUCUGGCUUGGAAAUGCUCGUCGUUGUCAGGCUAAGCGUAGCCUCCCCCUUCAAUGUAUGCAACACAGCCUUGUGGACCGUGCUCUGCAACUGUGGGUGCCUUGGCAGCCACUCAGCAUGUUGCAAGCGAGAUCUCAGCAGAGGCAUUGGCUGAUUGGCCUGCGCAAAAGGCUGAUGCUAUUGUGCCCAGAGCACUUGCUGUGCUUGGGCUGCACAAGAAGCUUCAAAGCUGCUUCUUUUGGAAGGAAAGACACAGCUACAUUGCAUUUACAAACAAGCGGAAGUUGUCCAAACCAAGCGCCCUGGAAUCACAUGCAAACACGCAAUGCAUUUUUUAUCUUAAACUGUACACAUAGUAAAUUUUUAGCAAAAGAGCUUUUUAAGCAGAGUAUGCCUUUAUUGCACUUUUAUUAGAUGCUUUUAGUUAUUUUAAGUGAUCCUAGGCCAAGCAGAAGUAAUCAUUUGAAUUCUUUGAGAGACAAUUCCAUCCUCUGUGAUGCUGUGUGCCGAGGACUUUCUUCUUAUUUAUGUUGCACAACACUCUCACUGGUUAUGUCCUUGAGCGUUCUUGACAAAUAAGCAAUAGUACAUUAGCAUAAAAAGAUGGUGAGUGCCUGAAUUAUUUUAUAGCAGCUAUUCAUAAAGCUUCAUGAAUCCUUUGAAAGUAAACGACAAAACAAGGCCAAAUUUCACCGAAGUCUACAUGCUAAGACAAAACGAUGGCAAGGCGGAAUUCAGCUUCUUGUGGCCAGCAGUAUUUACCUUGUUCGCUAAACACCAAUGUUGUUUCAUCCUGGCAUACGAAACUGGGUCAUACAGGACACUCAUUCUCACUUUACCUCAGUCAUGGUUUAGUAAACCUUAGGAAAGUUGUAACACAGAAACUGGGUUUUACGUGUGCAGUUUCUUAGCACAGUGGUUCUCAGCCGUGGAUGUGUCAGGGACCUCUUGUGGACUGGUGGAAGUGAUGGGGGACCCCUUGCAGCUGACGAGAGGGGUGGUGGUACAUAAGUAAAUCAACACAACUGGAGCGUGAGACAGGUGCCUUUUAUUGCUACCAAAAAUAUUAAACAAACUUGCUACAUCACUUCAUUUUGAACAGUUCAUCAAUACAUGGCACAGUCACGCUUAAGAGAAAUGCGGGUGAGACUCUCGCGGAUCAUAGAAAUGGCUUCGCGGACCCCCUAGUGUCCACAGACCUCCAUUUGAGAACCACUGGCUUAGCCUAUAUUCGCGACCAAAGACGGGUUAGUUAAAAUGAAAGUGUGAAUAUAUAGCAGUGCAUUUGGUAAUACCCAAGAAUCCAGUCAUGAACAGGCUUCAGUGUCGCGUAUUUCUGCCUAGGCCGGUGCUGCAUGUCCAUGACAUGAAAAGGUGACAGUUUCGAUAUAAAAGUGGAAGAAGUUAACUUACGGUUACCACUGGUAAGGGCACUAUUUCGAUCUUGCAAGGAAUUAUCACAAAUCUAUUAGUCAGGGCAUCUUAAAAUUUCAGCAACUGUUUUUUGACAAUGGAGCAUUCUCUGCUUUGUUCUUUUUAUCUAGUUGCAUUCAUGCAAAAUGAGCCACUCACAUACUGCUUAAUUUCUUUUGGUUUUAGAAAAUAAGGCAGUGGUUGUGUGCUACUGUUGCAUUGAAAUCUGCGUUAUGGCGGCUCAAGUGCCAAUCAUUCAAAAUAUCUACGUGUUAAUGGUUAGCAAGAGAAUGAAAGCUCGACCAUACUCUGUUUUGUACCGCAGUGCCGGGGAAGUGACACAAGAAGCUCGGUGGGUAAAAUUCAUAACGUAGCACAUUUUGCAGUUGGCUUUCGGGCUGUCAAUCUGCUUGCGCGAGUGGAGUGCCAAGUGAGCCAUCACGUGAGGCAUAGAACUAUAAAGGGGAUGUAAAAAGUUGAAGAACAAUGCUCUAACAACUGCACAGCACACUUUGUACUUGGCUUUGCCAGUUCUCUUGGAGAUGCACGCCUUCUAAUAUUAAUGUAGUCUUCGAGUCUGGAAACUCGUCGGAGGAAAUGGCUUUGCGGGACUGAAGCGGUGGCAUUGCUAGGUUCUCAAUCGGAAGAUGCGUGUGUAUUGUAAACUGCGUGGUAGACUUCCUUUCAAUGCAAACAGUAGAGCGAUUGAGUUCUCCGCUGUGCUGUACCAAGGUUUUGGCGCUUCUGUAUAAGCCAACUUUCUGACAGUGAUGCAGGCAAAAGUUGGAGUGCUGUCUGGUCAGGUAUGAAAGGGGAGGGGAUCAUUGAUCACCUAAGUCAAAACAAAGAGAUGUGUUGGAAUUACUGCAAAUCCCGUGCUCACAAUGAACUCUGUCAUGUACAAAAAAUCUGUAGUGAUACCAUAAUGUGCUUUUAUUUUAGCUUUGGUUAGUGACCUGACAGUUUUCUCUUACAAAACUGAUAACCUUCAGGGAUGCCUUGCACAGAUGGGCUGAGCCAAUAGGAACGUAUGUUAUAAAGCGAAUAUCCUGCGGGUCCCUUGGAAUGGUUCUCUUAUCGCUUAUUUCUCAAACUGUUUCUUCAGCAAGGUGUGUUCUUGUGUGCUUCAUUGUGCAUACCUGAGAGUGCUUAGUUAAGAGGAUUUCCGAAGUGUCUUUAUGUUCGUAAUAACGGCAGUCUACCACAUGUCCGCCUUUGGUCAAGUCUGGUUGUCGAUGUUCCGUCACUAAAUGGUGGCACCAAGACUAUUUGCUGUUCUUCUAGACGCGUCGUUGUGCAAGUCAUUUUGCAUGCAAAAUGGGCAUUGAUGUGUUUCGUGAAUCAGCUGCAGUUGCUGUCGUGCGACUGUCAAGUCCUUUUUGAAAGGUUCUUUUCAGUGAGUGGCAGUAGAAGCUUGCUGGUAUGUGAGGUGAGGUGUCUAGGAUGCACCACAUUUUGCGAAUGCUGUCAUGGAACAAUAGGCUGACUGGAAUGACAUGAGGAUGCUUGCAGUUUGAACUAUGUCAUGUUCGACAUCAGAGUGCAGUACAGUAAUUCACUCAGGAACAUGCAUGGUAUCUUGUGAUCAAUGACAUUACGCUCAUCGCAAUAGGUUUUGGCAUCACUUGGAAAAGUAAUUUGCUGAGGACAUUAUCGGUGUGUUGAAAUCUAAUGCAUGGAAAGCCUAAAAAGGGGUGCAAAAAGCAUUCUCAAGUGGAUGUUGAAGUGGCAUUAGCCAGUUGUUCCAGUCAACCCUUGAAGAAAAGACUGAACGGUUCUUAAAACAUUGGGUCUCUUUGAGACCGUGGCUGGUGCCAGUUCAGCACCUGAAAUUCUCAACUGUGCAUAUCUUAAUCAAGAAUUAGUAACGCCCUUUUUCGGAAGGUUUCAUUUAGGCAAUUCUUAAAGUCCUCAAUUGUCGCAGCUUGUGUGAACCGUUUUGGUUGACGGCAUUGUUCUUACUGUCGCACCAGACACUUUUGACUAGACCUGGUUGAGAGCUGCUACUUGGUUGAUAUAGUGUAAAUGCAGAUGAAAGUGGCAUGUGCGUGCUAGUUUACUCUGCUGCCUCUGUCGAUAGACGAGUGUACACAGAGUCAGCACUAUUUGAAUUAUUAUGGUUGCAGCCUUACCACCAAUGUUAGUGUAAAUGUGAGGUAAAUGGCAUCACUUUUUUGCUAUCUUCAUUCAUUGUGCAAAAUUUAAUUAGUGUUUGUCCUCUCUUUAGAACUUUCUUGAUUAUUUUCCCCUCAUUGCUGCGUUAUUUCUGGAAGCGCACUCGUAGAAGUUCACAAUCGCACCUUUUUUUUUUUUGUCUCUGGUAUUGGAUCAGGUAAUGAUGCACGUGAGCGUAAGUUUGCAAGUCUCCUGAACAUCGAGACACCUCCACAUUGUGGACUUACGGUAGACAUGCUCUGGACAUCCGACGGAAUUUUGUUGGGGCUUCUGCUCUUGUUAGUGGCAGCUUUGAUCUUCCGUGCAGCUAGAAUCGCUCGGCUGUCGGUAGCCUCAGGCAUCUAUAUAAAGUUUCGCUGGCAACCUGAAACUUUCUCUUGCACACUUGUAGGUGCUUCAGGCUAGCAAUACGCUAGCUUUCACUUUCGAUCUUGGCACCUUUCUAUUUGACAGUGCAGGUUUUUUACACUUCAGGUAGCUUCGAAAGGAUUGAAGGUGUUUUGUAGACUGUGGUAUCUUUUAGCUAGCCACUGUGUGAGAGAGUUGUGGCACGUGAGUUGAUGUGUUUCCGGGGCAUGCGACUCUGGAAUUGGAAGGACUAGGGGGUGCCUGGUGGCGCGUUCCACUUCACUCAAAAGUGAGAAUGCGGCUGCCUUUUGUCGGUUUUGCGUGCAUUCAAUUAGGAAUACGCUUCGUAGAGUGUUUCCACCCUUCCAAAUGUGGGUUUUGUCUUCUUGAGCAACAAUUUUAUUUAGCUGUCUUGUGUUCAUGUGUCAAGCUGUGCCUUUUGCAGUUUGUUCAGUACUCUAUGCUUUUUUUUUUGCUCGUCUUACUGCUUGUCUGUCUAGUAUUUAUCUUACAGUUAAUUUAUAGUAUAUUAUUAUAUAACUACCCUUUCCUACUGACGCGACCUCUUAAGUAAACUGGCUGGGCGUGAAAAUAGGAUGGGACUCGUUGCAUGCAGGGGUACUUUUCAGAGUUCCGCCAGGCAGCGUGAUAGUCGAUUAUGCAAGUGGUACCAAAGAUCAAGAAGAGACGAAGAUAUCGGUGACAUAGCUCACAGUUCGCUUAUUUAUAUUUUUGCUGGGUUGCAGCAUUGUUUUUACCACUUUCUUAAUGAGUCUUAGGAUAAUUUAUACUACAUCUUGUAGACGAUUACCUGCCGUAGGCAAAAGUUACUGAAUAUGUUUGCGAUUGCUUACUGGGCCUCGAAAAAGGAGUUAUCAUAAAUGUAGGUGGAAGUACUUAUUCGGGCUUCAUUUGCAAAGUGCUCCAUCACGACUAUAGUCAUACUUUGUGUUGCAGUAUGAUACCAUAAAUGCGACACAUCUGCGUAGUCUUUUCUGCUUAAAUCUGCAUGUCAAGGUUGCCCGAAAGGUUUGAGCGAUUGGAGUUCAGCGGACCCAAAACUACUAGAUAAAAAUGAUUAUCACAUUAACAUCCUUGUGCAAUAUCAGCGAGCGAAUGCCAUGCUUACACCGAUUUGAGUUUUUCCUGCAUAAAUCUAUUUUUUUGUAUUUAUAAUGCCAUGUUGCGUACAAAAUGAACAAAAAAGAGGCAUGUAGUGGUAACGAGUGUGGCUGCGGCAUCUCUCGGCUGAUCUAGUUUUAGUAGUCUGCACUUGUGGACACUGCAAAAUAGUGGCUUCAUUAUUUUUAUGCGUUGAAUUGCACUUUGGUCCUCAUAGUAAGCAUGUUAUACCUAUUUUACUUUGUAUUGUGCUCCCACUGUCCUACUUUUAUUUUUUACUCUUUGUCAAUGGUUUCUAAUGAGACACAUAUAUGCCCUUUUUUAUCUUUUGCUUGAUAAUUUUAUUGUGUUUUUUGUAGGCUGGAACAACAUUGAGUUUUGUGAUUUAUAGUUCCGUGUUGCCACUGGCCUCUUUUGUCAAUUCAUGAAAAGUGUUAAAUUAUGCCUGUAAUAUUUUAGGUCUGAAUAUAAUUUGCACGUUUGUUGAAUCAGCAAUUAGUUUUGAGGUUAGGAUGUGUAUAAUUCUUUGUUAUAAGGGGACUCCAACACGAUGUCAGUUCUUUCAUACAAUCUUACUGUAAAUUUGCGAAGAUGUUUUUUGAAAGAUGAAUGAUAGUGUUUUAAAGAGUCUUGCUUCAUAUUGUACGAAACGUUAACCGUUUAGUCCCAAGCAAGUUAGCCCCCCCCCACCCCUCCUACACUGUAAGAUAAUCCCUCAGAUUUUCAAGGGGUGGCGGUCCUUACUCAGUCAUAAAUCAAAAUUCAAGAUGGCAGCAGAAAAUCCGCUAUGACAAAAGAGUGCACACCCGUGCGUUCAAGGAAAUCUUUUAUUGAAUGUGCAUAAGUUUGCUGUUUGUGUGCCCCUGCCGGGCAAAUGAAGCUGAAGUGGCAGGAGGGGAGGGGGGUGCUUGCUUGGCCAUUGCUGUAUAUUUUAAAUCUACCAAAAAAGGGAGGAUGUGCUUGCUCAGGAUUUUAUGGCAAUUGGGCAGCUGUGCCACUGACUGUACCUCUUCAAACUCUGCACUUUUUGUGUGUUUUUUAAUGCUGUUCUGUGGAAUAUCCAAAUCAAGUAAUUGUCACCCUCAGAAGUUAUACCGAAAUCCCUCUGAAUUUUCGCUCCAUGUGUUGCAUGUCUAAGGCAGCAAGAAAUAUGUUUACAAAAGAAAAGAAUCAAGGAAACAGAGUGCUUAUUCUGUAACUCUGCAUAUUGUAGAGCAGUACAGAACCUGGGUAAGCUUUAUUUUUAUUUCUCCUGUUGGAAGAAAUUGAGAAGUGUAAUUCAAGAAUACAACCUGCCAUGCAUGGCUUUCUUUGUAUUUCUUGAGCCUAUUUUGAUUAGCAGUGCAUAUAGUGCUUUACCCAAACUUGUGACAAAUUGUUAAUGAUAAAACAAGGCGUUGCCGUAGUCAUUGGCAGCUAGAAUAGGGAAGUCCUGGCUUUCAUUAAACGAAUUUUUCUACUCUCCAUUUAACAAAGCAAUGCGCAAAACUGCAGACUGUCUUUUUUUUUUACUUUGACUAUUGCUCUAGUGCUGUGUUCAGAAGGGCAGAUUUCAUAAUUUGAAUAUUCUUUAGCUAUCUAAACUAAUAUCUGCUCUUGUUGGUUUUACUAAAGGGUUUACAUAUACAUCAGUUGUUAUGUUGAGCUAGUAGCUGCUUUUGCUUCUGCUGAUUUGCUGUGGCUUCUGUAUGAACAAUCCUCUCAGUUUGAUGCACAACUACUGGAGGUCACUGAGAAACGUUAAUUGCGUGGUGGGGUUUUGCCAUAGUGUGUACCUCUUGCUGUUUCUUGCAUAUACAAACAUUGUGUUAACUGUGAGUCAAGAACGAGAUGUAAAUAUAUAAGGGUGCCUGUGAUGGUCCCCCUUUUUUCUCUAAAGUGGUUUGUGUUGGAAUCAUUUCCUCUCAGAAUUUUUUCGAGAGUCUUCUACUUUACUUCUUGAAGGUCUUGGACACCCGACUACCACUUCUUGAAUGGCUAGCCUGGUCAUUUGAUAGACACGUGCACGCAUAUUUAAAAAUGUGUUGCUACCUUUGAAUAGAGAUACCUAUGAGGGCUGCUUUAGCGUCACAUCACUCUCUUUUAGGAGCACGUCUGCACAAGUGUACCUUUCGAAAGCUACAAUACUGUGAUUGAAGACCAAAGUAUUUCUCUUUUUUUUCACGGAUAGAUUGGCUGUAUGGUUCCAGUAACGCCCGUGGCUGCUGGCUACUUGUAGUGAAGACACUCGCUAGCAUGAUCUAACCAGUGAAUUUUCGACCUUCCCGUAAAAAUUGUUGCAAGUAUAUUCGUUUCAUGAAAAGCAACAGAGGCCUUACUAUGAGGGAGAUAUGCCUUGUCUGCAUUUUUUACUUGGGAUGUGGGCACAUGACUGCAGCUUUUUGUUUUCAAAACAUAAUUAAAAGUCUGCCUGGUUUGGACAGCUAAGUAUGUAAAAGCUAAUUAAUUUGCAACUAGCAUUUGUUGAAGCUGGAUGUUUCAAGGCUCGUCUUGCUUCUUCUUCAGUGGAUCCCGAAGAGGGAACCGUAGUUGUGCCAAAGUGUCAGGUUUUCAUGGCUUUUUAUUGUAGACUUACCACCUUUAAUUCUGUUGCUGUACUGCACUCAAGUUGAUGGCUUAAAUCUAUUUGCCUGGUAUGAAUGAAGAAAUGACUAUGUUGCUGCAACAUUUUAGUCAUAUUGCUUUGCAUAGUUCUACGUAGCAUCUAAGUUGGCAGCACUGCGGGUAACUUUCAGUGGAUUACUGCCUGGUUAAAGUCUGCAAAAUGUAUCAGAACAGCAAAUUCUUUGAAGACUCCCUAAACAUACAUCUGUCUCCAUAGCCCGUGGCUAGUGGUACUGACAUGUACCUGCAGUACAUUACAAUAGCAGCACUAUGGCAGAACUGCACACCUAAUGCAAAAAUGAAUGCCCCUCAAUGCAGGUAACCCUGAAGUGGUUUUGAUGUCUGUUGAGCACAUCACAUCGAGGAUUUGUGCUACAGUUUAAACAGAUCAUGAAGAUAGGAAUAUUGAAACAGAGAACAUACAGUUUGUUAAGUUCUUUAUAACAAAGGUAACAUAUAUUUGAGUUCAGCUUGAACUAACAUUGAAGAAGUUCGCAAAGCUACCAAUGUCUGAUCAUUUGUCUGCUUUUUUUUUUUUCACAUUACUAUGCGACCUUUCAAGGCAAUUAGGCAGAAACGUUUUCUCUAUUGGUGCUACAGUAAUGUCAAAUAGUGCCAGUGAUUUGCCUGCUCUGGGAAAUGUUUACUGUUAAGACGCGGGUUGUUCAGUCCUGACAACUCUACCGUCUCAGCUGAGUCUUUCUAAAUGUUCUUCGACCAUUUAAGUUCGGUUAACGCCGCUCUUUCAGACAUCUGUAUUUGUCAGCACUGAUAUUUUACAGAACACUCUAGCAAUGUUGCCUCUACCUCUUUUGCUUCACGUAAGACCAUACUUGGUGUAAGCAGGCGUCGACUGGUGGUCUCAGAUCCACGUAGUGAGAUCAGUUUAGGUGUUGUCACCAGUUUCUGACUGGCGGUAGCUCCUUUUGUGAAACUUGAAACUUCUGAAUGGCUAACAGCGAUAGAACCCCGGCUUCCUGUGAAACUUGUUCAGUUCUGAAGCUUCAGAAUUGUUUUAUAAUGUAACAUUUUAGCCGGAAACAUUCUUUUGUGCCCAUAAAGGCAUAUCAAGAAUCAACACCCAACAGGCACUGAGAGCAGGGAGCACAUGCCAUCUGCUGUCACCUUUCUGAGAAUUUCUCGUGCAACUUGCCAUUUACCGUAUAUAAUAACUAAUAGCCGAGGGUAGAAUUACUGGUUUACACUUCUACAGAUUGCAUAACAUGCUAGUUGAUAGCAGUGUUGGUGCAAUAUACAUACUCGGUCACCUAAGUUAGCCCAUCAUGGUUUUUAUUGCUGGUGCCCAUUGUUUAUUAUGUCAUUUCUACUCUAUGGUGUUGCCUCAGUUUAGAAAGAACUGUCUAUAGUUCUGGUGUGAUACACUUUAUCCUACACGAGUGGCAGUUUUACCAUCUGUGUACUCGCACGGAACAUUUGGUCGUUCAUCGUGCGUGGCGCUUGUCCGAGGUCCUGGCACCAAGCAUGGUGUGAUUUCUGCUGUCUGGUAGCUGAUGCUUGCCUCGAUCAUGUACUGUGGCAAUUCAGUAAGGACCUACGGCUUUUAAAGUACACCGUGGCUUUGCAUCCACAAAUUUUCCUGUCUUAGCGAGCUUGAAGAUAGUCUUUGAAAACUUUAAAUGUACGUGUUUCUUGGAAUGAGCGUGUAAGAGCAGCUAAGUGUUGGCACUGGAAAUAUUGCCUAGUGUAUGUGCUGUCACCAGGUCAUACGACUGGUUACACUCUUCUAUCAUUAUGUGCCGUUGCUCUUCUGUUGUCAAGCGCCACUCCAGAGCACCAGUGGUGCACUGCAAAGGGUCACCGGCUGCUGUGCCGUCAUUGCCACUACCCUGUGAAUUGUGUCCUGUGCGGCGCUGGAACGAUUCAUUUGACCUAUAUACCAGCUGCAUCUGGGACUGACCUUCCCUGACAAGAGUGUGUGUGUGUUUGCCUAUGCGUAAGUGCUGAUUUACAUCUGACUUUUCACUUUUAAGGUAUUGAAGAACAAGGAUGCAAUAAUGCGGGGUGAAUAAAGACUUUUGCAGUAAGUG
Molecule: messenger RNA, 12514 nt
Organism: Rhipicephalus microplus (southern cattle tick)
Lineage: Eukaryota; Metazoa; Arthropoda; Arachnida; Ixodida; Ixodidae
Product: serine/threonine-protein kinase PAK 3-like protein
Biological process (GO): protein phosphorylation
Molecular function (GO): protein serine/threonine kinase activity; ATP binding
Source: RefSeq, a predicted model, not a curated record